GUGCGCGUUUCUUCGGGUGCCGGACGAUUCCCGUCGGUUCGCGAUAGGGUGAGCAUGGCGCUGAACUCACUGGGACGCCUCGGAUCGGGAUUCCUCAAUCUCCGGAACCUCGUGAGUCCUGUGGGAAUAAAACCUCUCGAGGGUGUUCUGACUCAGGUCAGAACCUUCAAAGACGUCGACGUUCUGGCUAAACGCUGCAAGGACUGCUACUUCCACAAGGAUGACGACCGCUGGUACGUUCUCUGCCGAACUCAUGGACGACACAAGCAACGUCAGAAAAUCGCUGAUAUACGGAAUUUCUGGAUUGUAACGCACAAAACACACGGACCGAAGAAGAGAUUCUGAGCUCUAUCGUUUCGCAGACUAGAGAAAAUUGAGUAUUUUCGACUGGAAACGGCGAAAUAAAGUUUGAGGCUGAGAUUCAGA
Molecule: messenger RNA, 426 nt
Organism: Galendromus occidentalis (western predatory mite)
Lineage: Eukaryota; Metazoa; Arthropoda; Arachnida; Mesostigmata; Phytoseiidae
Gene: mRpL36
Product: mitochondrial ribosomal protein L36
Exons: 3
Coding region: 55-345 (96 amino acids)
Biological process (GO): translation
Cellular component (GO): ribosome; mitochondrial large ribosomal subunit
Molecular function (GO): structural constituent of ribosome
Source: RefSeq, a predicted model, not a curated record